Molecule: messenger RNA, 1158 nt
Organism: Closterium sp. Naga37s-1
Lineage: Eukaryota; Viridiplantae; Streptophyta; Zygnematophyceae; Desmidiales; Closteriaceae
Source: the annotation of a GenBank genome assembly
AUGACACCCCCAUUCAGGUCGGAGAUUCCUGGGUGGGGUGGGGGGAGUGUGCGGGGUGUGUGUGGCGAGGGGUUUGGGAAGUGUGAGGGUGCGGAUGACACCCUCACCACUCUCCUCUCCUCACCACUCUCCUCACCUCACCACUCUCCUCACCUCACCACUCUCCUCACCUCACCACUCUCCUCACCUCACCACUCUCCUCUCCUCACCACUCUCCUCACCUCACCACUCUCCUCUCCUCACCACUCUCCUCUCCUCACCACUCUCCUCUCCUCACCACUCUGCUCACCUCACCACUCUCCUCUCCUCACCACUCUCCUCACCUCACCACUCUCCUCACCUCACCACUCUCCUCACUUCACCACUCUCCUCACCUCGCCCUGUUGGGUCUUCUACUUGCUCUGUUGUGAUGUUGUGCUCGCCUCUAAGGUGCUCGCCUCUAAGGUGCUCGCCUCUAAGGUGCUCGCCUCUAAGGUGCUCGCCUCUAAGGUGCUCGCCUCUAAGGUGCUCGCCUCUAAGGUGCUCGCCUCUAAGGUGCUCGCCUCUAAGGUGCUCGCCUCUAAGGUGCUCGCCUCUAAGGUGCUCGCCUCUAAGGUGCUCGCCUCUAAGGUGCUCGCCUCUAAGGUGCUCGCCUCUAAGCUUCGCAAGGACGCAGGCACUGACGUGCUACAGCUAUUCGACCUCACUCCACCUCUCCAGAACCCAUCUGCACCGCUCCGCCUCGCCCCAUCCCUCGCCACCCAUCCCUCCACGUCAGCACCACCACCCAGCCACAUCAGCACAACCUCUUCUUCCUCCUUAGACUCUUCAACACUGGGAGAACUAUCAGGGGAGACAGCAGGAGAGGCAGCAGGGGCAAGAGGGGGACGAGCAAGGGAGGGGGCAGCUGAGGCAGCAGGGGGGCAAGCAAGGGGGCAAGCAGGGGGGCUAGCGGGGCGAGCAGGUCUGAAUUCCCCUCUGUCAUCCCUCGAUCCGGCUGUAGCAGCGCACCUCUCCCUGCCCCUCGCUAUGCUGCUUUACCGCCUAGCCCUUCACCUCUCAGACUCCCACAUAUCCCAAAAUCGGCACAGGAAAGCACAGCUUUUUGGGUACUGCCUGCAGCUGCUGCACCAGAAAGACCACCCGGUAAGCACUCAUCAUUCCCCUAGUUCCCUCUAG